AUGUCACGAAUUAUAAACAAGAAUUUCUACACGAUCGUCAAGAGUGCUCCAAAAGGACGUUUCAUUGGAAUUGAACGGAACUAUAAGGUUGAAGAUGUUCUCAAGCUACAAGGAUCUAUAGAAAUUGAAUACACACUAGCGAGUAGAGGAGCUAAUAAGUUAUGGCAACUGUUGCACACAGAACCUUUCAUUGCUGCACUCGGAGCUCAAACUGGAAAUCAAGCAGUACAGAUGGUCCGCGCUGGUUGGCAAGUUGCUGCUGAUGCCAAUGUGGCUGGCGAUAUGUAUCCAGAUCAAUCUCUCUACCCAGCAAAUUCUGGGCCUGAGCUUGCCAGAAAGAUCAACAAAGCUUUACGUCGCGCAGAUCAAAUAGAAGCUGUUGAGUCUGAAGAUUUUCGGUCAUCCAGAGAUUGGUACGUGCCAAUUGUAGCAGACGCUGAAGCUGGAUUUGGUGGAUCACUAAACUGUUUUGAGAUAAUGAAAGCAUACAUUGAAGCUGGUGCUGCCGGUGUUCACUUCGAAGACCAGCUAGGUAGUGAAAAGAAGUGUGGGCAUAUGGGGGGAAAAGUUCUCAUACCUACAGAAGAACACAUAAGACACCUGAACGCAGCGAGACUUUCUGCUGACGUCUGUGGAGUUCCAACAAUUAUAGUUGCGCGGACAGACGCAGAAAGUGCUCGUCUAAUUACCAAUGACAUUGACGAAAGAGACAAGGAGUUUAUUGACUAUGAAGCUGGCCGUACUGUUGAAGGCUUUUACAGAUUGAAAGAAGCGACCGGUCUUCAACAUUCCAUAAAACGCGCAAUAAGCUAUGCACCAUACUGUGACCUCAUUUGGAUGGAAACCUCACAUCCGACUCUUAGUGACGCGAAGGAAUUUGCGGAAGGCGUUAGGAAAAAGUGCCCAAACAAACUCUUUGCCUACAACUGCUCACCGUCGUUCAAUUGGCGUAAACAUCUAAGGGUUUCUGAUAUGGAGAAGUUCCAGAAAGAACUUGGUGCUAUGGGUUACAAAUUUCAAUUUAUCACACUAGCUGGUUUCCAUUGUAAUAGUUUCAGCGUGUACGGGUAUUCUGCGGUGAAACAUCAACGCGAAGUCGGUACUGGCUACUUUGACAGCAUAGCGAAUGCAGUAUCUGGAGGAUUAACUUCAACAGCCGCACUUACUGGAUCUACUGAAGAAGCCCAAUUUUCAGAUUCCGAAAAGGAAGUUAGAGCCAGCAUAGAUAGGCAAACGGAAGAAGAUGAAAUACUUGUGAUGACAGCACCAGAAGUCGAACGAGAUGAAAAAAUUCUAACUCCCGACGCGUUGAGAUUCCUUAAAGAGCUGCAUCAGAAAUUCGACAAACGCAGGCUGCAACUGCUAGCAAAAAGAAAGCAGGUCCAGAGCAUGCUGGAUGACGGAGCCUUAUUCCCAGACUUUGUAGAGUCGAGUCGUCAGUUGCGUGAUGACAGAAGUUGGACAGGAGCUAAGAUACCCGAAGACAUGCUGGAUCGUCGCGUUGAAAUUACUGGGCCAACUGAUCGCAAAAUGGUGAUCAAUGCUCUCAACAGCGGGGCAAAAGUGUUUAUGGCAGAUUUUGAGGACGCAAACACACCGUCGUGGAGGAAUCAAUUGGAGGGUCAGAUGAACCUGUAUGAUGCAGUGAGAGAAGAAAUUUCUUAUAAAAAUGAGGCUACUCGGAAGCUUUACACAUUGAAUAAGGAACACGCAGUAUUGAAUGUCCGGCCAAGAGGAUGGCAUCUUCCGGAGAAGCAUAUUCUUAUUAAUGGUCGACCAAUGAGUGGUUCUCUGUUCGAUUUCGGUUUAUUCCUGUUUCAUAAUGCUCGGACACUACUCGAUAAAGGCUCUGGACCUUACUUCUAUUUACCGAAAUUACAGAAUGCUGAAGAGGCUAAGUUGUGGUCAGAUGUCUUCAAGUUUGCAGAAGAGCGAGUUGGCAUUCCACAUGGCUCCAUCAAAUGCACAGUUCUGAUAGAGCAUCUGCUUGCAGCAUUCCAGAUGGAUGAAAUAAUUCAUGCUUUGUCUGAUUACAUUAUUGGAUUGAAUUGUGGUCGAUGGGACUAUAUAUUUUCAUAUAUCAAAGUUUUCCGAAACCAUCGCAAAUAUUUACUGCCGGAUAGGUUCCAAAUAGCAAUGACAGCACCAUUUCUUCGAGCUUAUACACUACAGUGUAUCCAGGUUUGUCACAAACGUAAAAUAGCAGCCAUGGGCGGAAUGGCAGCACAAAUCCCAAUCAAGAAUGACCAGUCCGCCAACGCGAAAGCCUUGAAUUUUGUCCAAAAAGACAAAGAGAGAGAAUCUACUGAUGGACACGAUGGAACGUGGGUAGCUCACCCAGAUUUGGUAGCAGUCGCAAAAGAAGUGUUUGACAGAAUCAUGCCAGAGAAGAACCAAAUAUCAAAAGAACUUUCGUCGUUCUCAGUAACUAAUCAAGAUCUGACCGUUGUACCUGAAGGUACCAGAACAGAUGCCGGCUUCCGCCGUAAUGUUUCGGUGGCAAUUGGCUACCUCGAUUCUUGGCUACGUGGCGUUGGCUGCGUUCCUCUCUACAAUUUAAUGGAAGAUGCGGCAACAGCAGAAAUAUCAAGAGCGCAACUUUGGCAGUGGCUUCAUCAUGAAGCAAAACUUGAAGAUGGCCGAGUUAUUGACGUCAAUCUGAUGAAGCAAACAAUUGCUGCUGAAACAGAGAGCCGUUUAAUCCGUGCUGGGUCAGUUGUCAAUCGGCUUCCGGAGGCUGCAGAGCUGCUCGAACACUUUGCCACCGAAUCUGAGUUGUCUGACUUCCUCACGCUUGACGCUUAUGACAGACUGGUUUCUGAAGGAAUGUGA
This is a messenger RNA of Enterobius vermicularis (human pinworm), 2832 nucleotides long. NCBI's taxonomy places the organism in Eukaryota, Metazoa, Nematoda, Chromadorea, Rhabditida, Oxyuridae. The record is from the annotation of a GenBank genome assembly.